AACGAAAAAAGAAAAUCAGCCGAAAGAUGUCUUUUUCAAGAGGAAAGAAGACUUGUAGUAAUAUUCCUAAACUGCAUACCAAGGUACCCGGGAUGGAGAAUCAGGAGGAAGGCUUCCAUGUUAAGAGGUCUCCCUCCUCUCCCCAAGGAGCCCCUAAGAAGAGAUCAGCCUUUGUUGAUAUCACCAAUGCAAACAAGACCCAGGUCAGCAACCUAACCAAGAAGGAGAAGACCACCAAGAAGACCCAGAAGAGCAGCACAGUAGUUACCAAAAAUGAAGCCAACCUCAAAAAGAAGGCCCCUGCCAGUUUGGAGGGGGAGCCUGAGAAGAUGAAAGUAGGGAGAUUGCCUGUUGAAGAACUGGAAGAGUCGCCACCAAAGGAUCCUCCAUGUGGCAAGUGGCAGCAGGUGCCUGAGGAGUUUGACAUCGACAAAGAGCACAGCAGUGACUGCUUCAUGACUUCUGAGUAUGCGAAAGAGAUCUUCGACUACCUAAAGGGCAGAGAGGAGAAGUUUGUCCUGGAGGAUUAUAUGCACAAGCAGCCUGACCUGAACAAGGACAUGAGAGGCAUUCUGGUGGACUGGAUGGUCGAGGUCCAGGAAAACUUUGAGCUGAACCAUGAGACGUUGUACCUGGCUGUGAAGCUGACUGACCACUACUUGUCCAGUACCGUGGCCAUGAGGGAGACUCUGCAGCUUAUUGGUUCCACGUCCAUGCUCAUUGCCUCCAAGUUUGAGGAGCGCUGUCCACCCUGCAUCGAUGACUUCCUGUACAUUUGUGAUGAUGCCUACAAGCGGGAGGAGCUCAUUACCAUGGAGAUCAACAUCCUGCAGACGCUGAAGUUUGACAUCAAUAUCCCAGUGCCCUACCGCUUCCUCCGCAGAUAUGCCAAGUGUGUGCGUGCCAGCAUGGAGACUCUGACACUGGCGCGCUACGUGUGCGAGCUGAGCCUACUAGAGCAGGAGUUGGUGCCCGUGCGGGCCUCCCACCUGGCCAGUGCCUGUCUAUUGCUGGCCCUCAUCAUGAAGGAGCUGGGAGGAUGGACGGCCAUUUUGGAGUACCAUACGGGCUACACUGUGUCAGAUCUGUGCCCGUUGGUGAGGAGGCUCCACUCCAUGGUGACCCACCCCACUGAUGACAAGCUGAAAGCUGUGAGGAGCAAAUACUCCCACAAAGUGUUCUUUGAGGUGGCGAAAAUCCCUGUUAUGGAUGUUCAGAGACUAGAAGAGGCUUUGAAGUAA
Messenger RNA from Megalops cyprinoides (Indo-Pacific tarpon), 1241 nucleotides. RefSeq names its product cyclin B3 (gene ccnb3). Gene Ontology annotation, cellular component: nucleus; cyclin-dependent protein kinase holoenzyme complex; cytoplasm. Gene Ontology annotation, molecular function: cyclin-dependent protein serine/threonine kinase regulator activity. The record is from RefSeq and is a predicted model, not a curated record. Bases 27 to 1241 code for a protein of 404 amino acids. The transcript has 11 exons. NCBI's taxonomy places the organism in Eukaryota, Metazoa, Chordata, Actinopteri, Elopiformes, Megalopidae. Gene Ontology annotation, biological process: mitotic cell cycle phase transition; regulation of cyclin-dependent protein serine/threonine kinase activity.